AUGGCAGGAGAUGAAGCUUCACCCACUCUUUCACCUACUCUUCCUCUAUCUGGUUCGUCCAGUUCUGGAGUCACAACAUACACAAAUCACCCUUAUUCUUUGCAUUCAUCUGAUGCACCUGGGAUGACUCUGGUGAACUCACCUUUUGAUGGAAGAGGUUAUCCAGGCUGGAGAAGGUCAGUAUUGAUUGCUUUGUCAGCCAAGAAUAAGAUUGGGUUCAUCAAUGGUGCCUGUGUUGAACCAGAUCUGGCGUCUAAGGAACACCCUCAAUGGAGUAGGACAAAUUAUAUGGUAACCUCUUGGUUACUAAACUCACUUUCCAAAGAGAUAGGAGACAACGUGAUUUACUCAAAGACUGCUCAAAGUCUUUGGGACGGCCUUGAACAUAGGUUUGGGCAAUCAAAUGGUGCCAAACUUUAUCACCUACAAAAGGAAAUUGCAAAGUCAGUACAAGGAAACAGCAGCAUAGCAGGAUAUUUCACAACACACAAAAGGUUGUGGGAUGAGCUGGACUCUCUCAACUCUUAUUUGGAAUGUACUUGCAACUGUCAUGUGAAGGGAAGAAGAAGGUGGCAAAGUUCUUGGAGGAUCAAAGGAUCAUUCAUAUUCUCAUGGGAUGAAGGUCAAAGGGAGGUAUACCUCAGCCCUCACUACCCAACAGAUAGAGCAACAUUUAUGGCAAACACACAAAAUAAGAUAACACAAAGAAACAAUGGUUCAAGAGGCUGGAAUCCUACACAAAAAUAUGGGAAUCAACAGCAGAAAUCCAAGGGAAGAAAGACCAAAUUCAACCCUAAUGCAAUAUGUACUCACUGCAUGAAGACAGGGCAUGUUAGGUCAGACUGCUACAGGUUGAUAGGGUUUCCUGAAGAUUUUCAGUUUACCAAAGCAGGGAAUUAUCAAGGCACAAUCAAAGGAAAUGCAGUGAUGGGAAGCCAAGAAGGAGCAGAAAUGGAAGUUACUCCAAAUGAAAGAACUGGGAACAUCCAGAAUCAACUCUUCAGCAAAGAACAGGUUUCAGAGCUAGUGAAUCUGAUAAAGCAAGUACAGAUUGGAGGAGCAGCAAAUACAGGAGCUAAAAUCAAUGCAAAUGCAGUUGCUGGUACUAUACUUAAGUAUUCUGGAACCUGCCUCGCUGUUUUUAACACUAAGACUUGGAUAAUUAAUUCUGGAGCUUCAGAGCAUAUGUGCUUUGAUUCAAAUUCUUUCCUCAAUUUAACACCUCUUCCUGUCCCUUUACAUAUUGGCUUACCUAAUUCAUUUCAAUUACAUGUCACACAUAUUGGAAGUGUUUGCAUACAGCCUGACAUGACACUCAACAGAGUCCCUUUAAUGAGGAGGGGACAAGUUUUUGGUGAAGUAAGGGAUGAAAGACAGUUUAACAAGAAAGUGAAGAAGAUAAGAUCAGAUAAUGCACUGGAAUUAGGAAAAGGCACACAAGAAUCCAAUUUUCUACUUGAACAGGGAAUCCUACAUGAAACUUCUUGUGUUGCCACACCACAACAAAAUGGCGUGGUUGAAAGGAAACAUAGACAUCUUCUUGAGGUUGCAAGAGCUUUGAAGUUCCAGUUUCCAUCCAGAAUUUUGAAAGGAAAAACACCUUAUGAGGCCUUCUUUGGUAAGCCACCUACUUAUGAGCACAUAAGAUCUUUUGGGUGCUUGUGUAAUGUCUCUACUUUGAGUCACAACAGAGGGAAAUUUGCUCCCAGGACAACAAGUUGUGUUUUCUUGGGAUAUGCUGCUCAUCAAAAAGGAUAUAAGGUAUUGGAUCUAGCAAGCAGAAAGGUCUUUGUAUCUAGAGAUGUAAGAUUCCAUGAGGAUCAGUUUCCUUUUGCUCAUUCUGCCAGCCCCUCUAUUCCACCUUACUUUCCCUCUACUCCUAUCAUACUUGAUCACUCUCAACCAGCUUCCACACCAUCUCACAUAGAUCAAGGCUCACCUUCUUCUAGUCCCUCCUUCACACCUAACAGCCCUAUUUCGUACAUCAUUCCUCCUCCAAAUGCACCAAGCAAUUGCUCCCCUGAUUAUAUUCCUGCCCCUGUUCCUAACCUAAACCUUCAAGAUCCUUCACUCACUCCUUCACCUAGUCCUGUCUCUCCUUUUCCUCCCAGAUCUAAUCCUAUUGUAUUAAUUCCUACUCCACCUCCACCAAUCAGAAAAUCUGACAGGGUCAGCAAACAACCAGCCUACUUGCAGGAUUAUGUUUGCAACACCAUCAUUCUCUCAGACCUCACAUCUACCUAUUUCACUCAUCCUGCCCAGCCAACUGUUUACUCUUUUGGAGCUUUAUCUCUCCCUAAUCAAAGCUCUUUUAUUCUUUAUCCACUAUCACAGAACCUAGAAGCUUUGCUCAAGCUUCUUCUCACCCAGGAUGGCAGCAGGCCAUGGAUGCAGAAAUUGCAGCCCUUGAGUUAA
Nicotiana attenuata is the source of this 2415-nucleotide messenger RNA. RefSeq lists its product as uncharacterized. The record is from RefSeq and is a predicted model, not a curated record. Gene Ontology annotation, molecular function: nucleic acid binding. The transcript has 5 exons. NCBI's taxonomy places the organism in Eukaryota, Viridiplantae, Streptophyta, Magnoliopsida, Solanales, Solanaceae. The coding region runs from base 1 to 2415 and encodes 804 amino acids.